This is a messenger RNA of Echinostoma caproni, 1665 nucleotides long. NCBI's taxonomy places the organism in Eukaryota, Metazoa, Platyhelminthes, Trematoda, Plagiorchiida, Echinostomatidae. The record is from the annotation of a GenBank genome assembly.
AUGGUCUGCCCGAUUUGUCCCCAAACUCACUCUCACAAUUGUUGUGAUGAAACCGUGGACGGUCCCUGGCACAUGUAUUGGCUUCACGAAUUGGGUGGUCGACCGCAUGAACCCCGUCCAGACAUUCUUACCCCAGAGGGACUUUGUCCCCACGCGCUGUCAAUGUGUCGCUGUGAGCACAUUUGUGCAAUGCGUCAUCUUCUUCUGCCUUCUUUGCAUCAAUGUUUGAGCCAGUGUCCCUCAGGGAGUUCCUGUAAAUCAAAAGGGGAAAUGUACUCGGUGAAUACAAGUUUGUCGGAGAUUAAUGGGACCAGUGGGGGCUCCGGGGCGAACAAACGGAGUAGUCUACCCAUAAUUAUUGGUGUCAUCAUCGCAUUUCUUGCAAUCCUGGUGGGAGUGGUAUUGUUAGUCAAUAGAGAAAUUUGCCAGAAACGCGGUCGCUAUGGAAGUCGUUUUGCACCUGGGGGUAGUUCAAUCGGUGGGGUUAUUUUCAGCACAUUGAACGGUACAUUUCCACGAUCUGCUGGCGUCAAUGGUCUUCACGGUCCUCAUACUCAGUGCGGAGAUAGCAUCACCGGUUCAUGCACAGAGCUACGUGUCGCGUUUCAACCUCAGUAUGCCAUGGAUGACGAGUUUUCGAUCGGUACACAGGGUACCGCGGAUCAGGAUGAACAUUCUCCGCAUGCGUUAACAAAGGAUGGCAAUUUUCGGGAAAACGCACCGCAUAAAAAACUAUUGAACAUGUCGACAGGUCGUCCUAAUCAGCAUCAACGCCGAGUAAACGGUCAUCUCGUGUCACCCCGUGUCCCAAUCAAUACCAGCGUUCCAGCUGAUAAUAGACAUUCCGUACCUGAAUUUGAUCGUGACCGAAAGCUUUCAAGGACUAAGAUGAUCGCCAAUACUGAGGCUGUAGUGCAUCAAACGUCUCCAGGUAGUGUAAUCCAUCUGGGGGAACAUAGUUCAAUCCUAACAGCAGAUACCAGCGCGGUCGCACCUCCAUCCGCUGCAGUGUCCAAUUUGAGCUGUCCGGCAGAGGACUACUAUGCAGAUGAUGAACAGGCGUUCGGUGAUGAUGAAUUUGAAGAAGAGGAGGAAGAUGAAAAAUCAGAAAUGCUCUACGAUCCCAUGGACCCUACAAAAGCACUAAAUGAUGACCUAACCAGUUCCACUGAUUCCGGACCCUUUGAUGACGGUGGGAAACCAUUCAAUCUCACUCCAAGCAAACUCACCAAAACCCGAUCAAUCAAAGACUGGAAUCUUAUCAACCGACGUAACUCGAAACGGCGCGGUCACCGUCGAUUGUCCAUGGAUGACCAGCUGCCAUCGAAUCCGGCAUCUCGAUUCGAGCGAUUGACUGACCACCCAGUUGAUACUGAACCGAGCAUUGCGCAUAGCCAAUCCGUUACAAUAGAUUUGAACACUCAGUCACUCACUGCCCUCCCAGAUCAUACCCUCACCGUACACUCACCCAACAGCGGCAACAACAACAACAACACCGGUAUCAUCCAUCCAACCUGCCGCGUUGACGCUGUCGAGCACGAUCAAUCUCCCUUAGUGAGCGGUGUAUUAAUCGAGCCCUCUGCUAGACCGAAUGGCCGAUCAAAAGAUCUAACCCCGACUGGGGUUCUACAUCAUCCGAUUGGUUACGACUACGUUCGCAUGUGA